AUCAUCCUCCAACCUCCAUGGCUCUUCUGGGUUUUGCUGCUCUGACCCUUUGUUUCUUCUCAGUGACAGCAUCCCAGCCUCAUGCAGCGUCGCCUUCAAGAACUGCCUCUUUUCCUGAUCCUUCUUCUUCGUCAUCACUUGGUAUAUGUGCAUCUUCUGUCAUCGUCCAUGGCUACCAAUGCCAAGAGCUUCAUGUUACAACAAAAGAUGGAUAUAUUCUUAGCCUGCAAAGGAUUCCACAAGGCAGAGCUGAGGUUGGUGGAAGCAGUGGUCGGAAGCCGCCGGUGAUUAUACAACACGGGGUGUUGGUGGAUGGGGUGACGUGGCUUCUGAACUCUCCAGAACAAAAUCUACCCAUGAUUCUUGCUGAUAAUGGCUUCGACGUGUGGAUAGCUAAUACAAGAGGAACCAGAUUUAGCCGCAAACAUACCUAUCUGGACCCGUCCAACCCUGCAUUUUGGGAUUGGUCAUGGGAUGAACUGGUUACCUAUGAUCUACCAGCUGUUUUUGACUACGUGGCCAGCCAAACAGGACAGAAGAUUAACUACGUGGGCCAUUCUCUGGGGACUUUGAUAGCUUUGGCCUCGUUCUCAGAAGGAAGCCUGGUGGACCAGCUUCAAGCAGCAGCCUUGUUAAGCCCCAUUGCCUAUUUAAGCCACAUGAACACUGCCCUUGGAGUUAUUGCUGCCAAAGCCUUUGUUGGCGAGAUCACCACCCUGUUCGGUCUGGCAGAAUUUAAUCCCUUAGGGUUACCCGUCACUGCUUUUGUAAAGUCUCUCUGCCAUCACCCUGGGGUAGACUGUUACGACUUGUUGACCGCAUUAACCGGUAAAAACUGCUGUCUCAAUUCUUCAACAGUGGAUCUAUUCUUGAAGAACGAACCCCAGUCCACAUCCACAAAGAACAUGGUGCACUUGGCUCAGACUGUUAGACGUGGGGUUCUGGAGAAGUUCAACUACGUGAGACCAGACUAUAACAUAAUGCAUUAUGGAGAAAUAAUGCCCCCAGUUUACAACCUUUCCAACAUCCCUCGUGACCUUCCUCUGUUCUUGAGCUAUGGAGGCCAAGAUGCGCUCUCCGAUGUUAUUGAUGUUGGCAGCUUACUUGACUACCUUAAACUCCACGAUGUGGACAAGCUCAGCGUUCAGUUCGUAAAAGACUAUGGACAUGCUGACUUCGUUAUGGGGGUCAAUGCCAAGGACAUUGUGUACAAUUCUGUUCUUGCCUUUUUCAGGCGUCACAUUGGAGCCUGAUAACGGAAAUCACAGCUUCUUCAACUUUCCCCCACACUGUAUUAUAUAGAAGAGUGAGUAAAUAGUAGAAUGAGAAUUUUUAUGUACGAGGCUAUAACUUGGAUUCCCAAGUUAUCUAGUGAAGCUUAACUGAUGGCUUAUGAAGAACACUCUGUUCAUUGGUAG
This is a messenger RNA of Neltuma alba, 1418 nucleotides long. RefSeq names its product triacylglycerol lipase 2-like. NCBI's taxonomy places the organism in Eukaryota, Viridiplantae, Streptophyta, Magnoliopsida, Fabales, Fabaceae. Gene Ontology annotation, molecular function: hydrolase activity, acting on ester bonds. The transcript is spliced from 9 exons. The record is from RefSeq and is a predicted model, not a curated record. Gene Ontology annotation, biological process: lipid metabolic process. The coding region runs from base 18 to 1253 and encodes 411 amino acids.